UUUUUUCUCCUUUAUCCAACUGUUGUACUAGAACUUAGAAGUUAAGAAUUACUGGUACUAUUAUGGCUAAAGUUAUUGGUCUAGAUAAGAUUAAAAGAGGUUUUGAUAUUAUACGCCAGAAUGGCGGAAUUCUUGGAUCGUUUCUGAAAUUAUAUAGGACUGAUGACCUCAAGCAAGGAACAUUGGUUGGAGUUGACAAGUAUGGAAACAAGUACUUUGAAAAUAAUAUGUAUUUUUAUGGUAGAAACAGAUGGGUAGAGUACAGUGAAGUUGUCAACAUGGACUAUGAUGGAAGUCAAGUCCCAGCAGAAUGGCAUCAUUGGCUUCACUAUAUUACUGACAAUCCACCAACCAAAGUUCCACCUGUUCAACAUCGAUGGAUGAUUGACCAUACGGAGAAUAAAUCUGGUACCAGUGAGGCAUACUAUCCAUACAGUACAACACGGCCAAAAAUAGAAACGUGGACACCCCCUCAAAAACAUCAGAGCCAAUCACAAGUCUCCUCCCACUAGCUUCUAAUAAUGUGUAAAGUAGUUAGAUAACUUUUCAGUGACUAUUGUAUAAUAGUGCUUGUUUCACAUAUGUGAACUAAUGUAGCUUCUUAUAUAUUAAAGUAAUUUAAAGGUACUUGUUUCAAGUAUGUCAGCUAGUGUAGUUCUGUUUACAAAUUUCUUGAGAUAGAAUAAAGACUAAGAAAGUA
Limulus polyphemus (Atlantic horseshoe crab) is the source of this 700-nucleotide messenger RNA. It is a transcript of the gene ND-B17.2, whose product is annotated as probable NADH dehydrogenase [ubiquinone] 1 alpha subcomplex subunit 12. The coding region runs from base 63 to 512 and encodes 149 amino acids. Lineage: Eukaryota; Metazoa; Arthropoda; Merostomata; Xiphosura; Limulidae. The transcript has 4 exons. The record is from RefSeq and is a predicted model, not a curated record. Gene Ontology annotation, biological process: mitochondrial respiratory chain complex I assembly; response to oxidative stress. Gene Ontology annotation, cellular component: membrane.